This is a messenger RNA of Saccharomycodes ludwigii, 756 nucleotides long. RefSeq names its product transcription initiation factor IIA large subunit (gene TOA1). Gene Ontology annotation, biological process: transcription by RNA polymerase II; transcription initiation at RNA polymerase II promoter. The coding region runs from base 1 to 756 and encodes 251 amino acids. The transcript has a single exon. Lineage: Eukaryota; Fungi; Ascomycota; Saccharomycetes; Saccharomycodales; Saccharomycodaceae. The record is from RefSeq and is a predicted model, not a curated record. Gene Ontology annotation, cellular component: transcription factor TFIIA complex.
AUGUCUAAUAAAGAAGCUUUAAAAGUAUAUGAUUUAAUUAUAGAGAAUGUGAUUAACGAAGUACGCCAGGAUUUUGAAAAUAAUGGAGUUGAUGAAGACACACUAUUGGAUUUGAAAAAAAUAUGGCAAGAGCAGUUAACUAAAAGUAAAGUCUCUGAAAAUUUCCCAUGGGAUUCCGAGAAUAGUGCUACCACUACUGUAGAUAAUCAAAAUAAAGAUGGAGACGAACCCAUACAGAUUGAAAUAGAGGUUAACGGUAAUAACAAUGUUCCCAAUUCUAUAGAUACUACUACGAAAGAACAAAUGAAAAAGGAGGAGGAAAAUGAAGUAAAUACAAAUAAUGGGGAUGAAAAUGAAAUAAACUCAAAGAAGAGUGAUAAUGAUGCAGAAGGAGGAGAGGAGGAAGCAAAAGCAAAAGAUAAUGAACAAAGGGAGAGCGAAUUAGAAAGGUUAAAAAGAUUAAAACAAAAAGAAAAAGAGGCUAAAAAAACUGCGUUAUUAGAAACAGAUGAGGUUAAUUCAGAUUUAGAUGAUAGUGAUGAUGAUUAUUUAAAUAGUGAUGAUGAAGCUAAUCCAAAUGGUGGUUACAAUGAUAACGGGGAUGGUCCUUCCAGUAAUGGGAAUAUUAUAUUAUGUUUAUACGAUAAAGUCGGUAGGGUUAGAAACAAAUGGAAAUGUACACUAAGGGACGGGUUAGCUUCAAUCGAUGGUAAAGAUUAUGCUUUUCAAAAAGCUAAUGGGGAAUGUGAGUGGUGA